GACGCAGCCAUUUAAUGGCCUUUUUGGCGAAGUUUUUCACCUCUUCGUCUCCCAGAUACAUGAAUAGCCAGUUGGAAAAGAUGACGUCGUAGGAGUUGGGCUCAGCCUCGAGGUUGACGACGUCUUUACAGAGGAACGUGACGUUGUCCAGAUGGCCGUUGGUGGCGACGUUGGCUUUGUGGAAGUCUUCGAUGAACUCGACGGCCGUGAGGCUCUUGGCGCUCUUGCCGAUGAUGGACGUGAAGCGGCCGAUUCCGGCGGCCAGCUCCAGCACGUCCUUGUUCUCCAUGGAGGGGGCGCGCUCCAUGAUCUCGGGCAUCUCACGCUCGUGGAGGACCUUGGCGUUCGAGUCGAGCAUCAUGGUCUCAAUGUCCGUGUUGGAGCUGUGCUCCGUCCAGUAGGACUUCAUCUGCUGGCGAGUGGUGUCAAUGUUCUCGAUUGUCAUCUUCUUGGGCUCUUUUGGUCUUGGGACUUGAUUGCCAAGGGGCAAAUUGGGGAAUGAGGAAAAGUGCAAGAGGGUCCUACUCAGUGCCCAUCACCCUGGCGUCUGCGUGUUUAAGGGUUGCUGAUUAGGGUACUUCAAUCACAUUCAAUG
Molecule: messenger RNA, 595 nt
Organism: Phytophthora nicotianae INRA-310
Lineage: Eukaryota; Oomycota; Peronosporomycetes; Peronosporales; Peronosporaceae
Exons: 1
Coding region: 152-502 (116 amino acids)
Source: RefSeq, a predicted model, not a curated record